AUGCCCAACUACAAACUCACUUAUUUUAAUAUGAGGGGGAGAGCAGAAAUCAUCCGGUACAUAUUUGCUUAUUUGAACAUAAAGUAUGAAGACCGCAGAAUAGAGCAAGCUGACUGGCCUGAAAUCAAAUCAAGUGUCCUGUUUGGCAAAAUUCCCAUUUUGGAAGUGGAUGGGGUUGUCCUUCACCAGAGCUUGGCAAUAGCAAGAUACCUGGUCAAAAACACAGAUUUGGCCGGAAAAACGGAAAUGGAACAAUGUCAAGUUGAUGCUAUUGUGGACACGCUGGAUGAUUUCAUGUCACGUUUUCCUUGGGCAGAGAAAAAUCAAGAUAGAAAAAAUCAGAUGUUUAAUGAGCUGCUCACACACGAAGCACCUCAUCUUCUGCAAGAUUUGGACACCUAUUUAGGAGAAAAAGAAUGGUUCAUUGGCAACUCUGUAACUUGGGCAGAUUUCUACUGGGAUAUUUGCAGUACUACACUUUUGGCCUUGAAAUCUGACUUGCUGGAUGUUCAUCCCAGAUUGGUAACUUUACAGAAGAAAGUCCAAGCUCUUCCCGCCAUUGCUAACUGGAUACAACAGAGGCCCCAGACCAGACUCUAG
Molecule: messenger RNA, 600 nt
Organism: Lepus europaeus (European hare)
Lineage: Eukaryota; Metazoa; Chordata; Mammalia; Lagomorpha; Leporidae
Gene: HPGDS
Product: hematopoietic prostaglandin D synthase
Exons: 5
Coding region: 1-600 (199 amino acids)
Biological process (GO): glutathione metabolic process
Molecular function (GO): glutathione transferase activity
Source: RefSeq, a predicted model, not a curated record